Phytomonas sp. EM1 is the source of this 2997-nucleotide messenger RNA. The record is from the annotation of a GenBank genome assembly. NCBI's taxonomy places the organism in Eukaryota, Euglenozoa, Kinetoplastea, Trypanosomatida, Trypanosomatidae.
AUGACUGCUAAGGUCGUACCGGCCUCGGCUUCGCCGCAGGCGCUGGCCGAAGGUUGGGACUUUAAAAUGUGCAAAAAGAUAGCGCAACUCACCAAAGUUGUCUACACUCUUAACUGCCGGAAUGAAGACAAUGAGGAGCGAACGAAGUGGCUCGUACAAUGCCACGAAAAUGAGAUGCAACGCAUGCAACAGGAGUGUGCAAAGCAGAUUGGAGCUGCGGCUGACAAAAUUAAACAGGCGGAGACCAACAAGAUCCAGGCAGUGCGCACUAUGGAGGCGAAUUAUCAAACCUCUCUAAACGAGGCUCGAGAGGCGUUUGCUGAGAAACUUCAGUGGAUCACUGCAGCAGCAGAGGCGGCAAAGGAGAACUAUGAACGUAGAUUGAAGAAGGUUCAAGAGGAAACCUCCAUUGCACAGCAGGAGGAAUUGGGCAAGCUUCGGGAUGCGAAAGAUUUUGAGGUUGCCGGUUUAGUAAAGGAGUACAAUGAGCGCUACAAGUCCAUGCUUGCGGAGCAGAUGGACAUCCGAGACGCGCUGGAAAAGCAACUGCGUGCGGAGUGGGAACUUAAGGUGAAGACCAUCCAGCAAGAGCUGGAUUCCGCAAAAAGUGCAUCCGAUGCCCAGCUGGGUGCCAAAAGUAAGCAACUGCUAUCUGAGAUGGGUAAAGCGAGCACUUUAGAAAGGGAGCUGAGUGGCGCCAAGGAGCGGCUAUCACAUCAGGAGGCACGCCAACGGGAGCUGGAAAGUGCAAAUAAAGAGCUUGAACGGCAGCUGAGUAGGAUAGGUGAAACCUUAGACAUGGCGAAGGGUAGCGAGGAAAGCUUACAAAAGCAACUAGAACUCAUGACAAAGGAGAAAUCGGAGGUCACUCAAGAGCUCGAAAAAGCGCAGCAGAGUUUAAAAGAAACUCAGGGGCGUGCGGAGAAGCUUUCCUCUGAUUGUGUUAAUGUGAAGAAUCAUUUAGGGGUUGCGAUGGCGCAGAAAGCCACAGCUGAGGGGGAUCUAAGAGAGCUGCGUAAACAGUAUGAGGAGCUGCGUUCCAUGACGGAUGAGUUGGAGAAGCAGCGUGCAUUGCUCUCCUCCUCUAUGCAGGAUAAAAAAUCGGGUAUUGCUCAGUUAGAGUCAGCAUUAGAGGAAGCUAAGAAGGAAAUGGAGUCCCUCAAAUCGCAGAACGCGGAGACUAUGCGUGCCCUCAGUAAGUCCCAUGAGGAGGCCUUGAGGCGUGCUGAGCAGUGCUCUAAGGAGUCCGCCGCGUCGGUGCUGGAGCGCUGUCAAAAGGAAAUGGAGGAGAUGAAGCUAGGGUUUCGCAAGCAGCUUCAAGAAAGCGAAGCGGCCCAGCAAAGCCGAGCUGCGCUUUUGGAGCAACAAAGCGAUCAACGGUAUGCCAGCCUUCAGAAUAGGCUUGCGGAGGUCCAGAAGGAGAAGGAUGCUCUGCAGGUACAGCAGAGCACACUUCAGCAGGAGCGGGAUGCCAUGCAGGCGAAAUACAACGACUUGGAGGUGGAGUAUCACCGCCACCAGGAUAAGGCGUCGGAACAGCAGCGAAAAGACGACGCGGAGAUCACCCGAUUACGAGAGGAGGUGGCGUCACUCACAAUGCAGGGCGCGAAUGACCUCGAUGACGUCCGACGGGCAUUGCGGGAGCAGGAAGCCCAAUUCGGGGUCGAGAAAGAGGCCCUGAUACGUCGUUUCAAUGAGGAAAAAUGCCAGAUUGAGGAGAACACCGAUAGACUUCUGCACGAGGCUGAAGAGCGGCGUCGGAAGGAUGUGGAGGCGCUGAAAAAGCUGCAGGAAGCUGCCGAGCAACGCUUCGCGUCGUCCAGCCAGGAGAGCGCACGGGAGCUGCAAAAGCUCCGCAUGGAGGCGCAUCAGGCGCUGGAGCAUGCCAAGACGGAGGCCGGAAACCUCCAAGGCCGACUCUCGGAGAGGCUGAAAAACCUCGAAUCCGAGCUCGACCACCUUCGCGCGGUGGGGGAGCAGGAUAAAUCGAAUUCUCAAGAGCAGGUGCGGCAGCUUCAAGGGACCCUUGACGGCCUCUACGCCGCCGCACAGCAACGCGAAGGGGAGCACGCGGCCGCUCUAAAAAAGAUGCAGGAGGCGGCCGAUCUCGCGCGCGCCGCCGAACUCGCGCGUGAGCGGCAAACGCACGCGACGGCGCUGCAAAAAAUGCGGGAGGAUCUCGCCAACGCGGCGGCCGAGCACGCGAGGCGGGUGGAGCAGCUCGAGCGCGCGGCCGCGGAGCGAAUGGAGCGGGAGGAUCAGGCGUGGCGUGCGCGUCUGGAGGCCGUGGAGGUGGACUCGGAGAAGCAGCUCCGCGCGCUCGAGGCGCGACACACCGCGGAGCUCAAUGACCAACUGGAGGAGCUGCGGAGCACGAAAGAUGGCGUCAUCUCCGGCUACGCGCGGGAGCUCUCAGACGCGACGGAAAUGCUGAAAAGCACCACGCACGAGGUGGAGCUGCUUCACAGGCAGCUGCAGGCGGUAAAAAACGAUCUUAGCGAUGCCACCGCGCAGAUUCAACGGGAGCGGUCCGAGGCCGCAGACACCCUCGCUCAGAUGCGGGAGGAACACUUAGAGGCGAUGCAGCGCGUCGAGGAUGAGCACAACGCGCAGCUCAAUCUGCUCGUUUGUGAGCACAAACGACUGUCGGAUAAGGCGCUUCUCGAGUUCGAGAGUGAGCGACGGGCCCACGAAAUGCUCGUCGCGCAGAUGAAUGAAAGCUAUGAGGAGCUUCAACAUAAGUACAACUACCGUGAGUCCCGCCCUGAGGAUGUCAAUCUUAUCAACCAAUUAACAAUGUCUAAUCAUGAAAAGGAUAAGGCACUCAAAAAGGCCCAUCAUGAUUUGCAGGUAUACAAACUUGAGCUUAUUAAUCGAGAGGAAAAUUACAACAAACUCUUUGGAAGGAAACCCGUUGUAGCGGCGGACACCACGACCCAACGCACAGCCACGAGCCUUCCAUCUAUUAGGCAAGCACAAAGAGGUACUUCAAAAUAG